CAAAGUUCUCUCUUCUCAUCACAUCAGUUCUCACUUCUCUCAUACCUCUAACUAUAAGUUUGGAGAAUCGAAAAACUUAAUGAAUUCUCCAACUUCAACGAAAGUCAACACGUUCAUGGUUGAUGCAAUUGACUUGGACGGGAAGUUUGCAAUGAUGGAGCAAAUCAUUAAAGCCUUGAAGAAGCCCGUUGAUGAGAAAGAUUAUCAAAUCGCCCGACUUAUGAGCAAGUUAGAUCUCUACAAUCCUGGAGAGUCAAAUUAUAAUCUAACACCGCGAGAAAAAAUUGACAGUGAAUCUCUCAUCAAGACAAAUGACAAUUACUAUGAUGAUCGAUCCGCUUCAGUGGCUACUCUAACAAUUCAACGAUUACAAGAUAUGAUUGCAAACACCAUCGAGGCACAAUAUGGCGGUCCAUCACAAAAUUUCGUAGGAUACUCAAAGCCGUAUUCUAAGCGAACCGAGGGCUUACCAAUGUUAAUUGGAUAUCAACCGCAAAAGUUUCAACAAUUUGAUGGAAAGAAAAAUCCAAGGAAACACAUCGCUCAUUUCAUUGAGACUUGUAGCAGUGCUGGUACACAUGGUCCAUCUCACCUUGAAGCCCAAACUCAUCAAGUGACAUGGCAUCCCAGUCAAAUCCAAGACCAAUGAGACGCCACCACAUGUACAAAUAAUGUGAAAAUCUCGUUCAAAUUCAACAACCAGUCAAAAGACGCCAAGUGGCAAAGUGACAUGUUUCGACCAAUCACAAGCAACUAAGCCUACCCCUAUAACUAUAAAUAGGAGAGUAACAUAACAUUCUGGGGAGGGGGGAGGAGGGGGAGGACAUUCUGCAAGCAUUGGAGGAAGCUUCUACAUUGACUACAUAGCUAAUUGACUAAUGGAGUUCUAUCCGGAGAUCAACUCGGAAAGACGAAGUGCUGUCAGACAAUUCCUGGAGAUUCAAACACAUUUCUAUGAGGCUCAAAUCAUCCUACAUUCUCGAAUCACGCUGUAAAGGCUCUCGAAUCAUGGAAAAACUUAGGAGAGAAGAAUCGAGAGAAUAACGAAAUUAUACCCGCAAAAUUUAUUUAUAUAAAAUUAUUCUUUUUGUUUAUUUUAUUUUUGCUUGCAGUUAAUUUUGAGCGUUAACGAAAAUUUGUUGCCAACAAGUGUUGCUGCACAAUAAAGAGGCCAGACUUUCUAUCAUUACUCACUCCUUCCUUACUCAAUCUGUGAAUUUUUUUUGUCUCUUUUGAUUUUUUUUUUAAUCUUCGGUUCUCAUGAUUGUCUGUCAUAAAAUGGGUAAUUCUUUAUUUCUAAAAAAAAUUACAAUCUUAAAAAAAAUUACAAUCUUUAUAAGUUUUUGGAUACAUAAUAAAGUUUUUGGAUACAUGUUCGUGUAAGAAUCUAUGAUUUUUUUCUUAUAUCCUCUUUGAUUUUUAACUCGAAGUUUUCUCUUAAAAAAACUAUCCUACUUUUUUGUGAAGGCACAAUCUUUAUAUAUUUUUGAUAUAUAAUUGUCAGUAUCUAUAAUAUUUAUGUAUUCUCUCUUUAAUUUUCAUUCUCAAGUUUUUUUAAUUGUUAUUAUUGAUUUCUUGAAUUAAGCAAUAUAUUUCAAUGUAUCUGAACAUGAGAUUUAGUUAAAAGUUAUGAGUUUUUAUUUUUUAAAAGCUAAUUUUCAUCAAAUGUAUUGGGAUUUUGUUUAUUUCAUGUCUGAAGAAAAAAGAAAAUCAGCAAAAUUAAUGACUACUUUUUAAUUUCAAUUAAAAUCUUUGAUUUUGUUGUACAGAUGGUUGCCUAGUUCUUCAUUACAUCUUUAUUUUGUUCUCAAUUUUUAAUGAUCUUCAUCAGUAUCUUUCAGAUUUUUAUUUAUCCCAUGGCGGAACAAUAAUUAAAGAAAUAGUACAAUCGGUGUUUGAUUCCAAAUUUCCGCUUAAAUCUUUAUUUUAUUGCCUAUUAUGCUUCGUGGUUCCUUUUCCCAAUCAAUCAUGUAAAUUAAAGUAAAUGAUUUUUAAGAUUAUUUCCUUUUUGAAUUAGUUGUUCAAGAAUUUGUGUUGUUUUCUAAAUCAAAAAAUAGUAACAAUUUCAUCAGAAAGAUUAUCGAUAAUUGCGGUGUUUGCUUUCUUCUGUGCUUAUGUCUAUUGAUGUAAAAGAGCCUUGAUCUCAGUGAAUUUGCUCAAAUCAUUUUGCGGACCCUCAACAAGAAGUGGCAAAGAUGUCAGGUCUGGAUACUACUGAACUGAAAGAGAUCGUGCAUGAUGGAUGUUAGGGUAACAAAACCGAGGAGGAUGUGAUGAAGGAAAAGGUUUUCGAGGAUAGUGAUUUGGCCCAUACAGCGAGGCUCUGGAAGAAAUGACUUCAAACCUCAAUACAUCCAAAAGAGGUGAACCUGAGAAGAGCAAUAAGAGUAAGCCUUUAAGUAUUGACGCUAUGACCUUAAAUGUAAAAGACCCUCCCCUAAUUCGAGUCACCAUGAAUGAAAAGGUAUUGAGGUUCACUCAUAUAGUUAUGCUAGUUUAUGGACACAUGUUUUACACUUGUAUCCCAUAUUAUAUAUUAAUCAAUAACAUUCUUAA
Messenger RNA from Capsicum annuum, 2556 nucleotides. RefSeq lists its product as uncharacterized. The record is from RefSeq and is a predicted model, not a curated record. Lineage: Eukaryota; Viridiplantae; Streptophyta; Magnoliopsida; Solanales; Solanaceae. Bases 80 to 649 code for a protein of 189 amino acids. The transcript has 3 exons.